AUGGCACUUCCCACGUCAAACCUAUUUCCACUUCUUCUUCUCCUUCUUCUCUCUCUCUUCGCUAAGUCCGGGAGCGCUCACGAUUACGCCGAGGCAUUGUCCAAGGCAAUCCUCUUCUUCGAGGGACAACGCUCCGGAUUCUUGCCGCAGGACCAGAGAAUGACGUGGCGUGCCAAUUCGGGUCUCAGCGACGGAUGGACCUACAACGUCGACCUCACCGGCGGCUACUACGACGCAGGCGACAACGUGAAGUUCGGGUUUCCGAUGGCAUUCACCACCACAAUGCUCUCCUGGAGUGUGAUCGAAUUCGGAGACAUGAUGCCUCCCAACGAGCACAGAAACGCGCUGGUGGCAAUCCGUUGGGCUACCGAUUAUCUCCUCAAAACCGUUUCACAGCCCAAUCGCAUUUUCGUUCAGGUGGGUGAUCCAAUCUCUGACCACAACUGUUGGGAAAGACCCGAGGACAUGGACACAAGUAGGACUGUGUAUGCUGUUGAUGCACCAAACCCAGCUUCAGAUGUGGCUGGUGAAACUGCUUCGGCACUGGCUGCUUCAUCCAUGGCUUUUCGUUCAUCGGAUCCUGCUUAUUCAGAGACUUUGCUGCGAAACGCUGUCAAGGCAUUUCAACUCGCCGAUAACUAUAGGGGUGCCUACAGUGACAAUUCUAAUGUUAGGGAUGGUGUGUGCCCAUUUUAUUGUGACUUCGAUGGAUAUCAGGACGAAUUGUUAUGGGGAGCCGCAUGGCUGAGGAGGGCCACUAAGGACGACAAUUUCCUGAACUACAUUCAAAGCAAUGGCAAAACGCUUGGUGCUGAAGAAAAUAUAAAUGAGUUCGGUUGGGACAACAAGCAUGCUGGCCUUAAUGUUCUUGUCUCCAAGGAAGUUAUAGAAGGAAAUGUAUUAUCUCUUGAUUCCUACAAGACUUCCGCAGAAAGCUUUUUGUGCACACUGAUACCCGAAACAUCAAGUUCACAUAUAGAGUACACUCCCGGUGGACUCAUAUACAGGCCAGGUGGUAGCAACUUGCAGCAUGCCACUUCAAUCGCUUUCCUUGAAUUGGUUUACGCUAAUUACCUAUCACGCACUUCACAAACCAUCAAUUGUGGGAACAUCUAUGUGAAUGCACAAACUCUUCGCCAGCUUGCUAAGAAGCAAGUUGAUUACAUUUUGGGCGAUAACCCAAUGGGCAUGUCGUAUAUGGUUGGCUAUGGUAACAAGUAUCCACAACGUAUUCACCAUCGUGGCUCAUCUUUACCGGCCAUUAAGGACCAUCCUCAAGUCAUUGCCUGCAAAGAAGGUUCAAUCUACUUCAACUCAACCAAUCCUAAUCCUAAUGUUCUCGUGGGAGCCGUAGUGGGAGGACCCGGAGAAGAUGAUGUGUAUGGGGAUGAUAGGGCUGAUUUUAGGAAGUCCGAACCAACCACAUAUAUUAAUGCACCAUUUGUUGGGAUUUUAGCAUACUUUGUUGCUAAUCCCAAUCCUUGA
This is a messenger RNA of Sphenostylis stenocarpa, 1485 nucleotides long. NCBI's taxonomy places the organism in Eukaryota, Viridiplantae, Streptophyta, Magnoliopsida, Fabales, Fabaceae. The record is from the annotation of a GenBank genome assembly.